This is a messenger RNA of Zingiber officinale, 1335 nucleotides long. RefSeq names its product SUPPRESSOR OF GAMMA RESPONSE 1-like. The record is from RefSeq and is a predicted model, not a curated record. Gene Ontology annotation, biological process: regulation of DNA-templated transcription. The coding region runs from base 186 to 1070 and encodes 294 amino acids. Gene Ontology annotation, cellular component: nucleus. Lineage: Eukaryota; Viridiplantae; Streptophyta; Magnoliopsida; Zingiberales; Zingiberaceae. Gene Ontology annotation, molecular function: transcription cis-regulatory region binding; DNA-binding transcription factor activity. The transcript has 5 exons.
CCUUUCACCGCGGGACCCAUUUCCGAUGCACUCACAAGUCAGGUAAUGCUAGGCUCCUCCUUCCCGCGCAACCUCUUGCUUCUCGUUGCGGAGAAGCGAGUCAACCGCCUCGCGAUUUCCUUCCUUCCCCUCUCCUCUCCUUGCUUAUCCUGCUCAGUCGUUCCCUCUCUCAGCUGCCCAGAGUGAUGGCAAGGGCGUGGCUUGUCACUGGCAGGGGGAUUGCAAGGAAAAUAAAAAGCGGCAGCGGCGGCGGCGGCGACUUCGAUUGCCUCAACAGGGAGUGCCCUAAUUGCAAGCAGCUUAUUGACAACAACGAUGUUGCGACGUCGGAUUGGCCUGGUUUUCCUGCCGGCGUUAAGUUCGACCCUUCGGACGUCGAGCUGUUGGAGCAUUUAGCGGCGAGGACCGGGCUCGGCAACUCAAAGCCACACGUCCUCAUCGACGAGUUCAUUCCGACGCUGGAGGACGACGCAGGAAUCUGCUACACCCAUCCCCAGAAUCUCCCCGGCGCCGUGAAAGAUGGAAGCGGCAGUGCCCAUUUCUUCCACAGGAUAUCGAGCGCAUACGCGAAAGGCCCGCGCAAGAGGCGGAGGAUAAGCCGAUGCGGCUCGUCGGAGGAACCGGCCGUAAGGUGGCACAAGACAGGUCGGACCAAGCGCGUGCUCGAUAUUAAUGGCGUCCAGAAAGGCUGGAAGAAGAUUAUGCUUCUCCACGAGAGCUCCAAGGGAGUCGCCAAACCUGACAGAGCUAAGUGGGUCAUGCAUCAGUACCACAUCGGCGCCGGGGAAGACGAAUCGGAAGGUCAGCUCGUGGUUUCAAAAGUUUUCUACCAACGAGUACAAUCGAGAAACCCAAGCACAAGUAGCCCACGGCCAUUGCGGCGUCCCGAGAUCGGAAUUGAGUCAGUCCCCCAAACUGAAUACGCCUUCGACUCCGAAGUCAACGGUACUAACGCUCGUGGAUUCGCUGACCUCGACGAGAUACUGGUCGACACGCCGCCGGAUUUUCAACUCUCUGACUUGCAAUUUGGUUCCCAAGAAAGCGCGAUGAGUUGGCUGGAGCGGUACUAGCUUGCAAGAGGGAUGGCUUAAUGACUCCAUGGGAACUGGGAAGGAUCGUUCUUCUCUCAUGGCCAUCACCCUGUGGAUUGUAUUUAGUUUUCAAGAGGGUGCAGAACCCAACUUUUGAUUGCUUUUAACAUUUCAAAUACUAUGUAGGAGAUUUACUAAGCCCGUUUAAGCUGGGAAAUUUUCUGGUUGGUGUGUUUGUGUGUUUGUUUUUGUUAUAUCAACCUGCCAUCUCAAUUUAUAUACGUACAAGACACAUUUAAGUGUA